Messenger RNA from Camellia sinensis, 2255 nucleotides. Its product is annotated as serine/threonine protein phosphatase 2A 57 kDa regulatory subunit B' kappa isoform. Gene Ontology annotation, biological process: signal transduction. Gene Ontology annotation, cellular component: protein phosphatase type 2A complex. The record is from RefSeq and is a predicted model, not a curated record. Gene Ontology annotation, molecular function: protein phosphatase regulator activity. NCBI's taxonomy places the organism in Eukaryota, Viridiplantae, Streptophyta, Magnoliopsida, Ericales, Theaceae.
UUUCUCGUACCUGUAUUUUCUCGGAAAAUCCAAGAAACAUUUUCGUGGAUGCUAGAAAAGAAAACUACAAAUCAUUCUGCUGUUCAAAGAUCAUCAACCAAGGUUCUAAAAUGGCGAAGAUUAAACAGCUACGAAAAUGAACAAGAAAGAGACUCUUUACAGAUCUCACUUUCGGUAACCUCGAUGCCUCUCUCCAUCUCUCUCUCUCUCUCUCUCUCUCUAUCUAGAAAUACAUGUCAAUAUCUUCAAUGAAGAUCUCUACAUUAAACUCGAUAAUCAGCAAGAUCUAGAAUUUCCUCAUUUUCCUUCUCUUCUCUCUCUCUAAAUACCUGGCGAUCUUGAAAUCACGAGCUUCAGAUUCAACUUCCUCAUCAUGAUCUGGAAUUUUCUCAUAUGAAAUCAAAGGCAUUUGUGUCCGGAAUCUCCAGAUUUUGAGUUUCAGUCAGGUCUAGGGUUUUACAGGCUUUUCUACCAUGGAUUUGAUUUAAGUUUUCAUAUUGUAUUUAUCAAAUUCAUUGCAAUGUUGAAGCAAUUUCUCAGUAAACUACCUCGAAAAUCAUCCAAACCUGACACCAUUGAAUCGCCAAGGAGGGGUUCGGGCAAUAGUUCGUCCUCCAAUAGUGGUGAUGAUGGUGGUGGUUUACAACGUACCACAAGUGGGACUAUGGUUUCUAUUCGAUCGAACGCCACUAAACGAACCUCAUCGGUGGUGUUCCCAUCGAGUGUUGUCACUGGAAUCGAGCCUCUAUUAGCAUUCAGAGAUGUUCCUAGUUCAGAAAGAUUGAAUCUUUUUAUCAGUAAGUUGAGUUUGUGCAAUAUGGUUUUUGAUUUCACUGACCCAAGCAAGAGUACAACAGAGAAAGAUCUUAAACGUGUAACUUUGAUAGAGCUUGUUGAUUUUGUAGCUUCGUGUCCACCGAAAUUUACUGAAUCGGCAAUGGUAGCAAUGUGUAAAAUGUGUGAAAAUAAUUUGUUUAGGGUUUUCCCACCUAAUUAUCAGUCUAACUCGGGUGGCAGUGAGAAUGAUGAUGAUGAACCAAUGUUCGAUCCCGCUUGGCCACAUUUACAGAUUGUGUAUGAUUUACUGCUUCAUUUUGUAACUUCGUCUUUGCUAGAAGCAAAGGUAGCAAAAAAGUAUAUAAAUCAUUCAUUUAUUUUGAGAUUGCUUGACCUCUUUGAUUCUGAGGAUCCUAGAGAAAGAGAAUGCUUGAAAACUAUUCUGCAUCGGAUUUAUGGGAAGUUCAUGGUUCACAGACCUUUUAUCAGGAAGAGUAUCGGGAAUGUCUUUUAUCGCUUUAUAUUUGAAACGGAGCGGCAUAAUGGAAUUGCUGAAUUGUUGGAGAUUUUUGGAAGUGUAAUUAGUGGGUUUGCAGUACCUUUAAAGGAGGAACACAAGAUCUUUUUGGGCAGGGCUUUGGUUCCUCUACAUAAACCGAAAUCUUUGGGGGUUUACUUCCAACAAUUGUCAUUCUGUGUUACACAGUUUAUAGAGAAGGAGCCAAAAUUGGCUCUCAAUGUAAUAAGGGGGUUGUUGAAAUAUUGGCCGAUUACAAAUACCCAAAAGGAGGUGAUGUUACUCAGCGAAUUAGAAGAGAUUGUGGAAGGAAUUAACAUGGGGGAAUUUCAAAAGGUCAUGGUUCCAUUAUUCUGGAGAAUUGGGUGUUGCAUCAACAGUUCCCACUUCCAGGUAGCUGAAAGGGCGCUGUUCUUCUGGAAUAAUGACCAAAUCGUGAACCUUAUUGCGCAUAAUCGGCAUGUUAUCCUACCAAUCAUAUUCCCAGCAUUGGAAAGGAAUAUUCAGUGCCACUGGAACCAAUCAGUGCUCAACUUAUCUCUAAAUGUGAGGAAGCUGUUCACAGAGAUGGAUGACGGGCUGGUCGUGGCCUGCCAUGCCCAUUUCAAGGAGGAACAAGCAAAUCUAAGCGUGGCAGCAGAGAAGCGUAAGGAAACAUGGGAGCAACUGGAGAAUGCAGCCAGUCUCCAGCCAAUAACCGGAAACACUGCUGUUCUGGUAACUCUUCUAGCAACCUCCAUUACCUGCUAAGUGGCAUUUUAGUCUGUGCUUGUUAAGGCUCCAUUUUUUUUUUUUUUUUUUUGCAUUUGUAUUUGUAUUUGUAUUUGUAUUUGUACCUUUUUAGUCUCUUUCUUUUGGGUGGUGAGAUAACCACAAAAAAUGUAUGGAUAUAUAUAUUUACAUAUAUAGCUGUUUUCUGGGGAAGGUAUGUUCAUUUUUUGCGGGGGAUAGUUUUUUGACA